GUGGCAGCAGUGGAGUCAAAUUUUUGUCCUCAACUUUGGACAACGCUCGUUGGCAGGCAGUCCCGGUCCCAAGUCCGGGCGUCACCAGUGAGUAUGAUCUGACAAGAUACAAUCGAAAACACUGCAACAAGCGACGAGCCAAUUUUGUCACUUGGAACGUUGCAGGACUCUCUCAAUCUAAGCUGGACGAGGUCAGACAUUGGGCAUUGACACAAAACAUCACAGCUCUGGCGUUGGUGGAGACAAGAUGGCCAUGGACCAGUGAGUGGCAGGAUCCACACUGGCAGUACGUCCACUCCGGCGAUCCUUCGUCGCGUAGCAGUGGCAUUCUCAUCAUGAUAAGUCGCACAAUCAGCACAGAUUUACGUUGGCGAGAAUGUCUGCCAGGCAGACUGGUUCACGUCCAACUGCGUCUGUCCCCGCGCUACUUGGACUUCUUGGCCUGCUACCAAUUCUGUUUUCAGAGUAAUGCCAUGCGCCAAGCAGAUCGACAAAGAUGGUGGGAAUGUCUGGAAACCACCCUGAGCCGUCUUCCCCGACGACAUGUUCUUGCCAUUGUGGGAGACUUCAACUGCUCUCUCACGCGCCAGACUCACCACAUAGGAUGUACCUUCCAGCAACGCGUGCAAUGCCGCACGGCAUACCUGGAAGAUUCAGGACUUUGGCAGGACUUCCUGCACAAGUCCAUGCAUACUGUUUCUGAUCAUUUGCGCCAGUCAGAUUUGCUCCGGGCGCUGUUUGGAGAGCCCUUGCUGAUUGCCUAG
This is a messenger RNA of Cladocopium goreaui, 764 nucleotides long. NCBI's taxonomy places the organism in Eukaryota, Dinophyceae, Suessiales, Symbiodiniaceae. The record is from the annotation of a GenBank genome assembly.